UUUCAGUCUAACAACACACUCAACAGAUAGUCGGUACACCUAAACAACAACAAAUGACAUCUAUAUUGUGGCUCUUUAGCCUAGCCGUAUUAUGGCAUAUGGGUCAACCUCAACCAGCCGAGCUAUAUCCCAGCGUUGAUCCAAAUCAUUUUGGAGCCGACGGAAACCCUUGCUACGACCGAGCGACACGCCAGCCACAAAGAUGUGUGCCAGAUUUUGUCAAUGCCGCUUUCAACCUCGAGGUGCAAGUGACCAACACAUGCGGUACCAAACGACCAACAAAAUUCUGUGUGCAAUCUGGACAUACCGGACAACGCAGUGUUUGUGAAACUUGCGACGACCGACAUGAAGGUUUCUCCCAUCCGGCCAAGUACCUUACCGACUUCAACGUGGGUAAUAAUGAAACCUGGUGGCAAUCAGACACGAUGCAAGAAGGACAACAGUAUCCAACUACCACUAACUUGACUCUUGUUCUCGGCAAAUCGUUUGAUAUCACUUAUGUCCGUCUGAAGUUCAUCAGUCCACGUCCAGAGUCGUUCACGAUCUACAAGAAAACACAUACAGAUAGCGAAUGGGAGCCAUGGCAAUUCUAUUCAGGUUCCUGUCGUGCCACCUACGGACUUUCGGAUAGAGCACCAAUUCUGCCAGGAAACGAAGCAACAGCUCAGUGUACUAAAGAAUUCUCCGAUAUUUCUCCAAUCACUGGUGGAAACAUUGCUUUCUCCACACUAGAAGGACGCCCAUCUGCCCACGCUUUUGAAGAGUCUGAAGUUCUUCAAAAAUGGGUAACCGCAUCUGCUAUCAGAAUCUCUUUGAACCGUAUGAACACUUUCGGAGAUGAAGUUUUCAAAGAUCCUCAAGUACUCAGAAGUUAUUACUAUGCUAUUUCUGACUUUGCUGUUGGAGGAAGAUGUAAAUGUAACGGUCACGCUUCGGAAUGCGUCGGAUCAUCAUCUGUUGAUGGAGAAAAUCGUCUCGUAUGCCGAUGUGAGCACAAUACUCAAGGAGCUGACUGCAAUGAGUGUCUGCCAUUUUACAACGAUCGCCCGUGGCGUUCUGGUACAUCAGUUGAGGCGAACGAGUGCAUUGCCUGUAAUUGCUCUCAGCUCUCCAACAGAUGUUAUUUCGACCAACAGCUCUUUGAGGAAACUGGACACGGAGGACACUGUAUUGAUUGUCAAGGAAACACACAGGGAGUUCACUGUGAACAGUGUAUUGCAAACCAUUGGAGAAGACCUGGGGAGAACUACUGUGUUGCCUGCGGAUGUAACGAGAUUGGAUCCCUUUCCACACAAUGUGAUAAUGAAGGAAAAUGUCAAUGUAAACCAGGUGUUACUGGACGGUUCUGUGACCAGUGUUUGGAUGGAUUCUAUGAUUUCAGUACAAACGGUUGCAAAAACUGUGGUUGUGAAACAUCUGGAUCUUUGAACAAUCAGCCAAGAUGCGAUUCCUCAAGUGGAUCAUGCUCUUGCAAGCUGAACGUCGAAGGACGUCAGUGUGACAAGUGUAAGCCUGGAUACUUUGAUCUUUCUACUGAGAACCAGUUCGGAUGUACUCCAUGCUUCUGUUUCGGACACUCUUCAAUUUGUAACACUGCCGAUGGAUACUUUGCAAUGAACGUAUCCAGCGUUUUCGAUCAGGACAAGCAGAAAUGGGCUGGACAAAACCGAAUCGGACUUCAAGACACUCAAUGGGCUGAGCUGGACAAAGCUGUUGCCGUCUCUGACACUGACAAUUCACCAGUAUACUUUGUUGCACCUGAACAAUUCCUUGGAGAUCAGAGAAGCAGUUACAAUCAGGAUCUUGUAUUCACGCUAAAAGUUGCUAAGCACGUUACAAAUCAAGAUGUCAAGGACAUUAUCAUUGUUGGUGCUGACCGUCAGGAACUCUCAACUUCCAUCACUGCUCAAGGAAAUCCGUUCCCAACAACUGAGGCCCAAACAUACCGCUUCCGUGUUCACGCUGAUCCAUACUUUGGGUGGUACCCAAGAAUCAAUGAACUCGACUUCAUUGGAAUUCUCUCCAACAUCACUGCCAUUAAAAUUCGUGGAACAUACUCAUACAAGGAUAUCGGUUAUCUUUCCAAUGUGAAUCUAGGAACCGCCGGAGUCGCUCCAUCAGCCGCCAACCCGAAACAAGCUACUUGGAUCGAGCAUUGUGAAUGUCUCCCAGGAUUCGUCGGACAAUUCUGUGAAUCUUGUGAAUCUGGAUUCCGCCGUGAAACCAAGUUUGGAGGUCCGUUCAAUCAUUGUAUCAAAUGCGACUGCCAUAAUCAUUCAAACAGUUGUGAAGCUGAAAGUGGAUCAUGCAUCUGUGAACACAACACUGCUGGAGAUACCUGUGAGAGAUGUGCUCGCGGAUACUACGGAGAUGCUCUUCAAGGAACUGAGGAAGACUGUCAGAAGUGUCCAUGCCCAAAUGAUGGUCCAUGUAUUCUUCACGCUGACGGAGAUGUCAUUUGCACUGAAUGUCCUAACGGAUACACUGGUCGUAGAUGUGACGAAUGCUCCGAUGGAUACUUCGGUAAUCCAAAAGACGGAACUGAAUGCGUCGAGUGUGCUUGCUCCGGCAACACUGAUCCUAACUCAAUUGGAAACUGCGACAAGAUUACUGGAGAGUGUAAGAAGUGUAUUUUCAAUACUCAUGGAUUUAACUGCGAGAACUGCAAACCAGGAUACUGGGGAGAUGCUCUCAUUGAACCAAAAGGAAACUGCCAGUCUUGUGGAUGUUUCGCAGCUGGUACUCGUCGUCCAAACAACGAUUAUACUCUUUUGGAGUGCAACCAACAAGAUGGACAAUGUGACUGCUUGCCAAAUGUUAUCGGAAUUCAGUGUGACCAGUGUGCUCAUGGAUUCUACAACAUCACUUCUGGACUUGGAUGCCAAGAAUGCAAUUGUGAUCCAUUGGGAUCAGAAGGAAACACCUGCGAUGUGAACACAGGACAAUGUCAAUGCAAACCAGGAGUUACCGGACAACGAUGUGAUCGUUGUGCUGACUAUCAUUUUGGAUUCAGUGCCAAUGGAUGUCAACCAUGCGAUUGUGAAUACAUCGGAUCCGAGAACCAACAAUGUGAUGUCAAUUCUGGACAAUGCUUGUGUAAGGAGAAUGUUGAAGGAAGAAGAUGCGACCAGUGCGCUGAAAACCGAUAUGGAAUCACUCAAGGAUGCUUGCCAUGCGAUGACUGUUACACAUUGAUCCAGAGCCGUGUUAAUGUGUUCAGAGAGAAAGUUAAAAGUCUUGAUAAUACUCUUCAAGAGAUUAUUGAAAACCCAGCUCCAGUGAAUGACACCAAAUUUGAUGAGAAAGUCAAGGAAACGUCUCGUGCUGCUUCAGAAGUAUGGGAGGCUGUAAAGCAAAAGACAAAAGAAGGCGGUGGAACUAUCAAAACAAAAUCCAAGGCAAUCAAAGAUGAAAUUGUUGCUGCUCUUGAGAAGCUUACCUCGAUUGAUGAAUCUGUUGCUCAGGCCAAAGUUGGAGCUGAUGCUGCUGAAAAUGAUAUGAAGAGAUGGGAAAUUAUUAUUGAGAAUGCUCGCAGAGAAAUUGAAAAUGUGCUCCACUACCUGGAAACCGAAGGAGAAGAGAGAGCUCAAAUUGCGUAUAACGCCAGCCAAAAGUACGGAGAGCAGAGCAAGCGCAUGUCUGAGUUGGCUUCUGGAACACGCGAAGAAGCUGAGAAACAUUUGAAGCAAGCUUCAGAAAUUGAACAACUUUCGGAACAAGCCAUUGCUAACGCCACUCAAGCUAACAAAGAAGCCAGUGACGCAAUCUACGGGGGAGAACAAAUUUCCAAGCAAAUCGCUGAGCUCAAGGAGAAACAAAAUCAGCUCAACGAGUCUAUUCACAGAACGCUAGAUUUGGCCGAGGAACAGAAAAAAUCAGCCGAUGAAGCUAAUAAUCUUGCCGCUGUUUCACUCACAAAUGUUGAAGCCGUCAAGAUUCCAAGUGUGGAUCCCAAGGAGUUGAGAAAUGAUGUAGCUGGAGUUUUAGAAGAAUCUGAAAAUCUUGUUGACAGCUCCGUCAAAGAGAACAGUGCCAAUGAUGAACUUUUUGAUGAAGUUAACCGCUCUGUUGCUGACGCUCGUAACGAACUUCAAAGCUCACAAGACCAACAAAGAGUUUCCGAUCAACUAAUGCUGGAAUUAGAAAAAUCUCGCGAAAGAAUUGUUGACUCUGUAUCGACUGCUGAUAAGACUUUGAAGGAUGCCGAAGCCGCUUUACAAGUUUUGGAAGAGUUCGGCGCCAAGAUCGAAAAAUCUCGAAAUGAUGCUGUCGCAGAAUUUGCUGGAGUAGAAGGAAUCAAUCAGAGACUUGAUGAUAUUAUUGAUGCUCAAGAUAAAAGAAGAAACUCUCUCCCAAUUGAUAAGCAGUUUGUUAUCGACUACAGAAAAUCCGCUGAUGUUCUUCUCAAUGAAACUCACGCUCUUGCCGACAGAUACAAGGAUAUUAUUCAUUCAGAUGUUGAUACGCGAGAUUCCACCGAAGCUGUUCAGUAUGAUAUUGAACAAUUAAUGGAAGAACUCACAGAUUCAAAUGAAAACCUGCAGUAUUACAAGAAACAAGCCGAAGACGAUAAGCAAAUGGCUACUGAAGCGGUCCGCAAGGCAACUCUUGCCAAGAAUUCUGCCAUCGAAGCAAAUGCUACCAUUCUCGCUGAGGAAGAUGAAAUCAAGAAAAUCAUCAAUUCUUUGGAUACCAUGGAAGAAGUGAACAACGCGGAGCUAGAUGAGCUCGAGGAGGAAAUUGACAGACUUGAUCAAUUGUUGGCUCAGGCACAACUUGCCAAGGAAGUUCCCACGUAUCAGCAAUACCGCGCUGACGAGGACGUAAAGGUGGCACAGCUCAAAAAUGAUAUUUCUGAGCUCCAGAAGGAGGUUUUGAACCUAGAGGAAAUCCGUGACAACUUGCCAACCAAAUGCUUCAAUGUCAUCAAUUUGGAGCAAGAGGGACAGAAAUAAGAUAAUCUUUAUAAUUUUUCUAUCAAACUUUUUCUAUGAAAAUCGAUCAGAUAAUUUAUUAACUCUAAUAUUAAAAUAUCUGAAAAAGAGCCCUUAAAAAUUAUUAGGUCGGCAAAUAAUUAUUGACGUGUUUUGCCAAUUAACGAUUUUUUGUAAAUUUUAUAUGUGUCUCUUACAGUAAACCGAGAGUGUAUAAAAGCAUAUGAAUAUCAGUUGCUUUGGUCAUCUGAGUAGUAAUACGAUUCGAAAAAAUCGAAAAGUUUUUUUUCCAAUUUUUUGAGUUAGCCGUGAGAGUUGUAAUGUUAAUAUCUAAAUCAAUUAAGUUCUGUUUGCUUAAUGCAAAAAAUGAAUCCCAACCCAAUUGAGCCAUUCCAUAAACUUAAUAGUAAAUCAAAGUCAAAAAGCAAACCGCACAAAAAUACGAUAUUUUUUAGUUUUGAUUAAUUCUUGGAAAUAUUUUCUUCACAGCUAACUCAAAAAAUCGCGAAAAGCAUUUUUCAAAAAAUUUUUGAUUUUUUAGAUUCUUAAUACUACGCAGGUAGCCAAAGUAGCUGAUAUUUUUAUGUUUUCAUACAUUCACAUUUUACUAUAAGACACACAUACAAAAUUUACAAAAAUUGUUAAUUGACAAAAUACGUCAAUAAUUAUUUGUCUACCUAAUAAAAUACGUUUAAAUUGCUGAUCGACUUCUAUUAUUAAUUUACGUGUUGAGCCGGGAUAAUUAUUUUUGUUCCCAUAACUAAUAAUUUCCUCUUCCUGUCGCCUUAUUGUCACAUUACCCUCACCUUCCCCGGUGCCCAAACGCGUGCACAGCUUGAUGAAAUUUUGCAAAAUUUUGUUAAGCAUCUUCUGUUUUUUUGUCUUCUUUCCUAUUAUUUUGUGAUAAUGUUGAACUGUUCAACUAUUCUAAAUUAUCACGCUAAACUAUUUCCUUUAUCAACGAUUCUCUAUUUAAAAAAUAUACCAAAUUCAUUUUUGUUAUCCGAAAUCUCAUACCAAAUUUUGCCACCAACACAUCGAUUUCCCCAACGCUUUCAGUUUCUUAUUUGUUUUAAUUAAUAUUUUUAUAAACGUUCAAUUUUAAAAUU
Caenorhabditis elegans is the source of this 6043-nucleotide messenger RNA. It is a transcript of the gene lam-2, whose product is annotated as Laminin-like protein lam-2. NCBI's taxonomy places the organism in Eukaryota, Metazoa, Nematoda, Chromadorea, Rhabditida, Rhabditidae. The coding region runs from base 54 to 4955 and encodes 1633 amino acids. Gene Ontology annotation, biological process: positive regulation of locomotion. The record is from RefSeq and is marked reviewed. The transcript is spliced from 12 exons.